Molecule: messenger RNA, 1986 nt
Organism: Rotaria socialis
Lineage: Eukaryota; Metazoa; Rotifera; Eurotatoria; Philodinida; Philodinidae
Source: the annotation of a GenBank genome assembly
AUGUUCAAUAUUCCAAACAUGCCAAAAGAUUUUCGUGCAGUAAUGAAACAUUUAAAAAGAAAUAAUCCAACAUUACUCGGAGGAAAUCAAUUUUUUCUUUGUCCUUCAUGUGGCAAUAAAUGUGUAAAUGGUUCAAAAUGUGAUCUGACUAGAUGUCAGCCAUCGAAUUCUUCUGUACGAACUCCAAUAUCAGUUGUCGUUUUUCCUUUAGCACCACAAAUUCGUUCAAUUCUUGAACGAGAAACUGUUAUCAUGCCAACUUAUGAAUUAAAUCAAUGUGACGAUUUAGCAAACUCUCAACGUGCUCAGGAAAUAGCAAUUAAAGAAAAGCAAAAUAAUCGUGUAAGAAAUAAUGUAACUCUCACGUUGAACACUGACGGAGUCCUUCUCAAACGAAUAUCUCGAUCGAUAUGGGUUACAUGUGCUUGUAUAAAUGAGUUACCUCGAAAAAAACGUUACGAUAUUAACAAUAUGCUAAUAUGUUCUGUAUCUACUGGAGAUGAAAAACCGAAGAAAGAUGAAUACUCAACAAUAUUACAAGAUAUUGUGAAUGAGUUAAGAUUUCUUGAACAAGUUGGUUUUGAUGUUUUACUUCCAUUAACUGUCAAAACUAAUAAUAGAACUUACACGCAUUUCCAUGCUUUUACUAUUGCAGCAGUGUGUGAUAAACCCGCGCAAGCAAUCAUGAUGAAUAUUAAAGAUCCUACAGGUUUCUUCAGCUGUGGUUGGUGCUGCAUACCAGCAAAAGAUCCAUCAAAAGAUAGAGCAUGUGGGCAUGCUGGUCCUUGUGCUUUACGUCAAUUAUCUUAUUUUGAAAUUGGCAGCAGUUUUUGUUUUGAUUCUCUACAUGGUUUAUAUGCUGGAGUAUUCAAAAAGUUAAUGCAUUUAUGGUUGGAUACAGUUAGAGUAGAUUAUUCAAUUAAGAAACAAUUUUCUCGCUUAGAGGAAUUAUUGAAAUGUAUCCGUUAUCCAACUACCAAUAGAUUACCGCGUGCGCUAAAGUAUUACACAACGUGGAAAGCUAAUGAAUAUAGAAUGACACUACUGUUCGGAUAUAAAUCAUUUGAACAAGUGAUGAAAAAGAAAUAUUAUGAGCACUUUCGAUUAUUAGUCUAUGCAGCUAUUUUCUCGGAAACAAGAAUAUUAACGACUACUCGUUUGGAUCAUAUCAAGCAUCUUUUAAAUAAAUUUCUUGAUGAGUUUCCUGCAUUAUACGGAGCGUCUAAUUCUGUAUCAAUUGUACAUUCGCUCUCACAUAUUCAUCAAUCCUUAGUCAAAUUUGGUCCUAUUCAUAAUUACAGCACUUUCAACUUUGAAAGUACAGUUGGAUCAUUUGUAAAAUCUAUACAUGGACCAUCUUUUAUCUUAAAACAAUUGAUCAACAAUUUCGAACAUCAAUCUUAUGCAACAACUAUUUUAAAAAAUCCUGCUUUCCAUCCAAAAAUUGCAUUAUUGAUUCAUCAAAUAUUUUCAUCUAAGCGACGUGCUAUACCGACAUCUCUAAUGUCACACAAUGUGGUCUGUUUAUCUCGUUCAACAGUUUCUGCAUUUCCACAUGUCACUGAAUAUCUUGAAAACAUAUACACAAAAGAUCAAUACACCCAUCAUUCAACAUGCUUCUAUCAAAAUGUCGCUUUCGCAGUUCACCAUUCAAAACAUACACAAGUGGAUAAUUCGGCUGUUAUAUACUUCGAUCAUUUCAAUAAUCUUCAUAUUGGAAUAAUUAUGGGUAUAAUACAAUUAAAAACAACCAAAGAUAUCAUAUUCAUCAUUGAUAAAGCAGAAAUCGUAGGUUUUGAUACCUUUUCUCUUGAUCAAAUUGAAUAUGUUAAUGACUUUCUUGUUUAUGCUAAACAUUCAAAUCCACCUACUAUUGUUUCAAUCGGCUACAAAACCAUCAAAGAAAAAGUUGCUUACCGGAAAGAUCCAAAAGUGAAAACAUCUACUGAGUUUUACAUAUUUCCCAAUUUAGUAGAGGACACGUGA